GCGCUUACAGGGCUCUGGGGAGUAGGGAGAGUGCAACCCCCCAGCCUCUGCCCGCCUGUCCCCCACUUCUCCCGCUGGGGUGAAAGAGGGGAUGAGACGAGCGCCGGGAAGCACCAGUUCAGGGGCCCAGGUCAGGUCCACUGUCCCUCACCUCGCUCGGACCUACACCUGUACCACAAGCUGCCCUUUAACCUCAGGGGAUUUUUAGGGGACCCCAGCUCAGCCCAAGCUCCAGCUUCAGGUGCUUGCUUGGGAAGACGCCGCCUCCCCCCACCCACCCACCUCUGCUUAGCUCCCAGCCCGCAACAGGGGGGAUCAGCAGGCCCGGCGCCAGCAGCGGGCAGGGAGGGCGCGGCGCUGGAGCCGCUCCGCAGGGUGGGGCACCCCCUCCCCACACAGCCCCGCUCCGGGGCGGCCAUCAGGCCAGGGGGAGGAGCUGCCCGUGCCACCCCCCGCCCUGGCUGCAGGGCUAUAAAGCCGCCUGGCCACCGCCCGCGGCUCCCCGCAGCCCCCAGCUUCUCCCGGAGAGCGGUGAACCGCUCAGCCUCAGCCGUCAUGAGCCACCACCCGUCGGGCCUCCGGGCCAGCAUCAGCUCCACUUCGUACCGCCGCGCCUUCGGGCCGCCGCCCUCUCUGUCCCCUGGGGCCUACUCCUACUCCAGCUCUCGCUUCUCCGGCAGCCGCCUGCUGGGUUCGGCGUCCCCGAGCUCCUCGGUGCGCCUGGGCAGCUUUCGGGGACCCCGGGCAGGCGCGGGCGCCCUCCUGCGCCUGCCCUCCGAGCGUCUCGACUUCUCCAUGGCUGAGGCGCUCAACCAGGAGUUCCUGGCCACGCGCAGCAACGAGAAGCAAGAGCUGCAGGAGCUCAACGACCGCUUCGCCAACUUCAUCGAGAAGGUGCGCUUCCUGGAGCAGCAGAACGCGGCCCUGCGCGGGGAGCUGAGCCAGGCCCGAGGCCAGGAGCCCGCGCGCGCCGACCAGCUGUGCCAGCAGGAGCUGCGGGAGCUGCGGCGGGAGCUGGAGCUGCUGGGCCGCGAGCGCGACCGGGUGCAGGUGGAGCGCGACGCGCUGGCGGAGGACCUGGCGGCGCUCAAGCAGAGGUUGGAGGAGGAAACGCGCAAGCGAGAGGACGCUGAGCACAACCUUGUGCUCUUCCGCAAGGACGUGGACGACGCCACCCUGUCCCGCCUGGAACUAGAGCGCAAGAUUGAGUCUCUGAUGGAUGAGAUCGAGUUCCUUAAGAAGCUGCACGAGGAGGAGCUGCGAGACCUGCAGGUGAGCGUGGAGAGCCAGCAGGUGCAGCAGGUGGAGAUGGAGGCGACGGUGAAGCCGGAGCUGACUGCGGCGCUGAGGGAUAUACGCGUGCAGUAUGAGACCAUCGCGGCGAAGAACCUGCAGGAGGCGGAGGAGUGGUACAAGUCCAAGUACGCGGACUUGUCCGACGCCGCCAACCGCAACCACGAGGCCCUGCGCCAGGCCAAGCAGGAGAUGAACGAAUCCCGACGCCAGAUCCAGAGCCUGACGUGCGAGGUGGACGGGCUGCGCGGCACGAACGAGGCGCUGCUCAGGCAGCUGCGGGAGUUGGAGGAGCAGUUCGCCCUGGAGGCGGGCGGGUACCAGGCGGGCGCUGCGCGGCUCGAGGAGGAGCUGCGGCAGCUCAAGGAGGAGAUGGCGCGACACCUGCGAGAGUACCAGGAGCUGCUCAACGUCAAGAUGGCCCUGGACAUCGAGAUCGCCACCUACCGGAAGCUGCUGGAGGGCGAGGAGAGCCGGAUCGCCGUGCCCAUCCACUCCUUUGCCUCCUUGAACAUUAAGACGACGGUGCCUGAAGCGGAGCCUCCCCAGGACAGCCACAGCCGCAAGAUGGUUCUGAUUAGAACCAUCGAGACCCGGGAUGGGGAGCAGGUGGUGACCGAGUCCCAGAAGGAGCAGCACAGUGAGCUGGACAAGUCUUCCACUCACACCUACUGAACCCUACCUCACCCCAGAUGCAGCUCCCAGCCCCUGCCCUGAGCCUGCUGUCAGCCCCCCCACACCCCGCCAGCCCUGAAUCAGUCUCUCAUCUGAAUGAGUCUCAUAGUGGCAUCCAUCACCCCGCCCCUCACCCUGUGGCCACACCUUGCCCUGACACAUAGCUGUGACCCAUGUAAGCGCACUCCCUAGGAAGAAGCUCAUGACCCCACCCCCCAAACCCCCAGGAACGAGCCUGCUCCAGCCACGACCCCACAUAAGGAGGAUGGGCCAGGAUCUGAAUUUCACUGCAGAGUCCAAUAAAACUGCGGUCGAGAGAAA
Oryctolagus cuniculus (rabbit) is the source of this 2289-nucleotide messenger RNA. RefSeq names its product peripherin (gene PRPH). NCBI's taxonomy places the organism in Eukaryota, Metazoa, Chordata, Mammalia, Lagomorpha, Leporidae. Gene Ontology annotation, molecular function: structural constituent of cytoskeleton. Gene Ontology annotation, cellular component: axon; plasma membrane; cytoplasm. The record is from RefSeq and is a predicted model, not a curated record. Gene Ontology annotation, biological process: intermediate filament organization.